ACUUGAGCCAAGGCCCAGGCGGAGCUGGCUUUUCUGGUUGGAGGUGGCAUGGGGAGUGCCCCCGGGGGGGGGCGGGGGGCUGUCCGCCAUCCUGCCCCUUUAACCACCGCCGGAGAGCCUGGAGCAGUGUGCCCUGGAUGCCCAGGGCCUGAGGAAGGAUGAUCCCGGUGGCUGAGUUCAAGCAGUUCACAGAGCAGCAACCCGCCUUCAAGGUGCUGAAGCCCUGGUGGGAUGUGUUGGCCGAGUACAUCACUGUGGCCAUGCUCAUGAUCGGAGUCUUCGGCUGCACCCUUCAGGUGACCCAGGACAAGAUCAUCUGCCUGCCCAGCCACGUGCCCAGGGAGAACACCUCCGAGAUGCCUUGCAGCGAGCCGUCCCGGGCGCUCCCAGUGGGGAACGGAGAGGCCCAGGAGCUGAACGGGCUGAAGAACAACCUGGACCUGCAACAGUACAGCUUCAUCAACCAGCUGUGCUACGAGACAGCCCUCCACUGGUACGCCAAGUACUUCCCCUACCUGGUGGUCAUCCACACCCUGAUCUUCAUGGUCUGCACCAGCUUCUGGUUCAAGUUCCCGGGCACCAGCUCCAAGAUCGAGCACUUCAUCUCCAUCCUGGGCAAGUGCUUCGACUCGCCCUGGACCACCCGGGCCCUGUCGGAGGUCUCGGGCGAGAACCAGAAGGGCCCCCCCGGGCGGGCGGCGGCGGGCGGCGGCCCCGCGGGCCCGGGCAAGGCAGGGGCGGCGGAGAAGGCCCCGGCGGCGGAGCCGGAGAAGGUGGUGACGGAGCCCCCGGCCGUCAGCCUGCUGGACAAGAAGGAGGGGGAGCAGGCCAAGGCCCUGUUUGAGAAGGUGAAGAAGUUCCGGGUGCACGUGGAGGAGGGGGACAUCCUGUACAGCAUGUACAUCCGCCAGACGGUCCUCAAGGUGGGCAAAUUCCUGGCCAUCCUGGUCUACAACGUCAUCUACGUGGAGAAGAUCCGCUUCCUGGUGCCCUGCUGGGUGGAGACGGCCGAGGUGACGGGCUACGCCAGCUUCUGCUGCAACCACACCAAGGCCCACCUGUUCUCCAAACUGGCCUUCUGCUACAUCUCCUUCGUGGGGGUCUACGGACUAACCUGCCUCUACACGCUCUACUGGCUCUUCCACCGCCCCCUGAAGGAGUACUCGUUCCGCUCCGUGCGGGAGGAGACGGGCAUGGGGGACAUCCCCGACGUGAAGAACGACUUCGCCUUCAUGCUGCACCUCAUCGACCAGUACGACUCGCUCUACUCCAAGCGCUUCGCCGUCUUCCUCUCGGAGGUCAGCGAGAGCCGCCUCAAGCAGCUCAACCUGAACCACGAGUGGACGGCGGAGAAGCUGAGGCAGAAGCUGCAGCGCAACGGGCAGGGCCGGCUGGAGCUGGCCCUGUGCAUGCUGCCCGGCCUGCCCGAUCCGGUCUUCGAGCUGAGCGAGCUGGAGGCCCUGAAGCUGGAGGCCAUCGGCGAGGUGACCUUCCCGCCGACCCUCUCCCAGCUGGCCCACCUGGAGGAGCUCAGCCUGCUGCACUCCCCCGCCAAGCUGCCCUUCUCCUCCCUGGUCUUCCUGCGCGACCGGCUCAAGGUGGCCCGGGUCCAGUGCGCCGAGCUGCGCGAGGUGCCCCCCUGGAUCUUUGGCCUGCGCGGCCUGGAGGAGCUGCACCUGGAGGGCCUCUUCCCCCCCGAGCUGGCCCGGGCCGCCGCCCUGGAGAGCCUGAAGGAGCUGAAGCUGCUCAAGAGCCUGUCGCUCCGGAGCAACGCGGGCAAGGUGCCCGCCAGCUUGGCCGACGUGGCGGGCCACCUCCAGCGGCUCAGCCUGCACAACGACGGGGCCCGCCUGCUGGCCCUGAACGGCCUGAAGAAGCUGGCCGGCCUGCGGGAGCUGGAGCUGGUGGCCUGCGGCCUGGAGCGGAUCCCCCACGCCGUCUUCAGCCUGGCCGCCCUGCAGGAGCUGGACCUCCGCGACAAUCAGCUGCGCUCCAUCGAGGAGAUCCUCAGCUUCCAGCACUGCCGCAAGUUGGUCACCCUCAAGCUGUGGCACAACCAGAUCGCCUACGUCCCCGAGCACGUGCGCAAGCUCAAGGGGUUGGAGCAGCUGUACCUCAGCCACAACAAACUGGAGACCCUCCCCCCGCAGCUGGGCCUCUGCACCAACCUGCGCCUCCUGGACCUCUCCCACAACGGCCUCAGGGCCCUGCCCGCGGGCAUCGGCCUCCUGCAGCACCUCCAGCACCUGGCCGCCUCCUACAACGCCCUGGAGGCCCUGCCCGAUGAGCUCUUCUUCUGCCGCAAGCUGCGCACCCUGCUGCUCGCCCACAACCGGCUCCCCCACCUCUCACCCCGCGUGGCCCUGCUGCAGGCUCUGACCCGCCUGGACCUCAAAGGAAACCGCCUGGAGAGCCUGCCUGGGGAGCUGGGGGACUGCGCCGGCCUCCGCAAGGCGGGGCUGAUCGUGGAGGACGCCCUCUACGAGGGGCUGCCCGCUGACGUCCGGGAGAAGAUGGAAGAGGAGUGAGCUCCUGCCCUCCCGCCUCCAC
Molecule: messenger RNA, 2550 nt
Organism: Tachyglossus aculeatus (Australian echidna)
Lineage: Eukaryota; Metazoa; Chordata; Mammalia; Monotremata; Tachyglossidae
Gene: LRRC8E
Product: leucine rich repeat containing 8 VRAC subunit E
Exons: 3
Coding region: 159-2528 (789 amino acids)
Molecular function (GO): protein binding
Source: RefSeq, a predicted model, not a curated record